Molecule: messenger RNA, 4049 nt
Organism: Bactrocera dorsalis (oriental fruit fly)
Lineage: Eukaryota; Metazoa; Arthropoda; Insecta; Diptera; Tephritidae
Product: alpha-1-macroglobulin
Exons: 11
Coding region: 41-3982 (1313 amino acids)
Cellular component (GO): extracellular region
Molecular function (GO): endopeptidase inhibitor activity
Source: RefSeq, a predicted model, not a curated record
AAGAAAUAAAGCUUCAGUGUUUUACGACUUUGCGCUCGGUAUGGUGAAUAUUUCAGGAGUGCUGCCCAUAUUGGGCUUAGUGAUUGCGGUAAUUGUCCAGGUACAGGCGGAAGGAUAUUAUACUAUAACGUCGCCGGGCACCAUAAGACCCAACUCUAAAUACAGUAUAUAUGUGAGUGUUUAUGAGAUACAGGACAAUGCGAGAAUCGGUCUCACUCUGAAGGGGCCAGAAUUUAGCAAAAAUACCGAAAUCGUGGUGCCGCCUAAUACUGGACAAAGUGUAACCUUUGAAUUCGGUGAUAUUAAAAAUGGCACAUAUGUAUUGAAGGCACAGGGACUGUCGGGGAUUGUUUUUGAAAAUUCCACGAAUCUGGAAUACGUAGAAAAUCUGCCAAUGGUAUAUUUGCAAACUGAUAAGGCACUCUACAAAUUCGGUGAUACUAUACAAUUUCGUGCAGUAUUCUUAGAUCAGUACUUGCUACCAGCAAAGGUCAACCAACAAAUAUCUGUUGUUUUAAAGGAUGCACAAAAUAAUAUUAUUGAACGUUUCGAUGAUGUUGUUCUUGAUACCGGUGUAUACAAGGGAAAACUUAAGCUAGCUGAGCAAGUUGUUGCGGGCGAAUGGUCUAUGCAAGUUUUUUUGGGGCAGCAAAUGUUGACGGAAAAAAUUAUCGAGGUGAAAGAUUAUGAACUGCCACUAUUUGAAAUUGACUUGCAGAUGCCUAGCUAUGUGUCGCUGAAAGAUAAAACCUUUUCAAUUAAAGUAAAAGCACAUUACACCUUUGGCAAACCGAUAUUUGGUACGUGUGUACUCACAUUCAAUGUAACGAGAAAUAAUAUUCUAAGAAAACAAUAUAACUUGCAAGAGGGUGAGUUGGAUAUUCCAAUCAACGUAAGGGAUCUUGGUGGAAGGCUACGAGUCAUUCCCAUAACUGUCGACGUUCUAGAUGGCGCAACACAAACCUCACGUAAAAUUUCGAAAACAAUAAAAAUUGUAGCCAGUCAUUUUGAAAUAGAAACACCCGACAUUGUUCACGAGUGCAAUAGAGAAGAUGAGACAUUUGUCUAUCGUGGUCGUAUUUCACAUAAAAAUGGAAACCCAAUCGAUCGGGAAGUUUACCUCACACUUGAUAUGCGUACAAAAGAUGAUCUUAUAAGUGAUGAGCUUGUAACUUAUGCAGAAAAUAAUGGCGAUGUUGAUGUGAAUAUUGAAUGCGCAAACUACGUCAGCAUAAAUAUAACUAUCAAAUAUGAAAACUCAGAAAGCACGGGCGUUAUGCAACUGUAUCAUAACAAGGAAGGCGGCGAAGGUGGACUAUAUGUAAAGACACAAUUUCCCACAGUAGACGAUGCGAUAGAAAUACGUCUCGUAUCGCCUGAGGCCUUUUCCAGCUUUGUAUGUGUAAUUGUCGGACGUGGCAAUAUUGUAUAUACUGAGACCAUCGAAGUACCCAAUGGCGGUUUGAACCAUGCACACACUUUUUCUAUUACACCAACUUACGAAAUGAUGCCGGAAGCGCAUAUGUUUGUCUAUUUUUUCAAAAACGAAAGGAUGAUUCAUUAUGAGACGAAAUUCAACGUUAAGAAUCAAUUUCAAAAUACUAUUUCCAUCGAUGCGCCAGAUGUGGUCAAACCGGGGGCGUAUAUUAACUUAAAUAUCGACACAGAGCCAAAUUCGUACGUUGGCUUAUUGGGUGUGGACAAAAGCGUGUUGCUGCUAAAGUCAGGCAACGAUUUCGACGCCAAAACAAUUUUUGACGAUUUAAGGAAUGUGAACUGUGCAAUAUCAGGAAGUCAUGGACUACCAGGCAUAACAGCUGGCCUUGUAACAAUGACAAAUGCCCAUUACAAUAUAGACAAGGGAAUCAUUGGCGAUAGAGCUUCGGCAAAUCCGUUAGGCGCCAAACCAAUCGUGCGUCGAAAUUUCUUUGAAACUUUUGCUUUUGUAGAUUUUACGAGUGAGGAUGGUCAUGAUGAAUUGCGGCAAAAAAUACCUGAUACCAUAACUACUUGGGUUCUAACAGGGUUUUCUCUCAAUCCAAAAACUGGAUUUACGCUCACAACAACACCAACGAAUAUACGGACUUUUUUGAAAUUUUUCCUUACCGUUAAAUUACCACAGUCCGUAAAAUUAGGCGAGAUUAUAGAACUGGAAGCAACGAUCUUUAACUAUUUACGCGUAAGUGUACCCGCUACUAUCACAUUGGAAAGGCUAAACGACGAAUUCGAGUUCUUUUUAAAUCCCAAUGAGAAACAGCAUGCGGUGAGAGUAAAUGUGAGGCCAGAGAGAACACAAACCGUCAAGUUUAAAAUACGCCCCAAAGUGGUUGGCAUGAUAACACUCAAAAUGACGGCGCAAAGUAUCUAUGAAAGCGAUGUGAUUGUUAAGCAGUUAAAAGUCGAACACGAGGGUAUCACGGAGUGGAAAAAUGAAGACCUCUACAUAAAUGGAGAAGAAAGUAAAUCAGUACAACUGAAAAUACCACAGAAUAUUGUGCUAGGCUCAGAACUGAUUGAGAUUUCAGUUAUGGACUUUAUAAUGGGAUCCAUGUUGAAUUUGAUCAACAAUGGUGAGAACUUCGCGCAACUAAUUACCAGCCCAUCAGGUUGUGGCGAGCAAAAUAUGAUACAUCUAGUACCAAAUUUGAUGGUACUAAAAUAUUUACAGAGCACAAGUGCAACGAAUAAGGCAAUUUCUGAUUCAGCAAAAAGUUAUCUGCAAAUCGGCUAUCAACGAGAACUCACCUACAAAGUUCCUGAUCAUUCGUUUAGUACCUGGGGUAAGGCGCCAGGUAAUACGUGGCUUACGGCUUAUGUUAUACGCAUAUUUAACGAAGCGAAGUCGUACAUCUAUGUGGAUGAAAAUAUUCUUAAGAAUGGACUCGCUUUUCUAACGGGCAAACAACAAGGCGAUGGCAGUUUCAAAGAAGAUGGCAGUUUAUAUGAUUUUGUUACGCUCAAUAAAUUGAGUGUCACUGCAUCUGUGGUGCUCACUCUACUGGAAAAUACGCAAUAUUUAGAUCAACAUAAAAAAGUUAUAGAUGACGCUAUAGGAUACAUUAGAAAUAACGUGAAGCAAAAUAACGAUAUGCGUGCCACCGCAUUGUCUUUAUAUGUGCUACAUCUGCGCAAGGAUCCCAUGGUUGAAGAGCUUUUGGGAAUAUUGGAAACAAAAGCAUUGACUAGCGGUGACCAUAAAUGGUGGCAACAUGGUCAGACGCCAGCGAAUAUUGAUGUUUAUGUAACCGGUUAUAUAUUAAUAACAAUGUUGGAAUUGAAAAAACCGGUUACACCCAUUAUCAAGUGGUUAGUGUCGAAACGUAAUAGUAACGGCGGUUUUGCAUCGACUUUCGAAACAGAGGUGGGUCUGCGCGCCUUAUCUAUUUAUGCCGCCAAAUAUAAGGAACAUGGCACUACUUUGGAUAUUGAUGUUUACUCGCAAAAGCGAUUGGUGCACACGUUCACAGUUGGCGAAAAGAAUAAAGAUAUUAACAAGAAAGUUGAGCUUCCUAAGAAUACCCGCGAACUGCAGUUCACUGCUACGGGAAGCGGCAAAGCGACUUUUCAAAUUUCGUAUCAGUACAAUACUUUGGAACCCUUAAGCGAUACUUUCCACAUAAAUUCUACCAUAUCUGAUACCGCGGCUGCAAGAAAAAACUUGAAAGCCUGCAUGCAAUUAGUUGGUGAGAAACUUGAACACUCUAAUAUGGCAAUAUUGGAAAUUAACCUGCCAACAAGUGACGAAUUUGGCGUCGACUGUUGUGACAUUAAGCUGCCGAAACAAGCCAAGAAAAUGGUUCGAAAAUCAAAACAACAACUUCAUGUGUACUUUGAAGGUGUAAGGCGAGAUGACAGUGAUUGCGUAGAAAUACCAGUGUCAAAAGAAUUUGAUGUAGACAAUCUAAAACCGGCGGUGAUUAGCAUGUAUGAUUACUACGAAAAGAAUUUGGUUGAUAAGUAUUUUUACCAAGUAACGCCAUGAUUGUAUUUCAUAAGUGCGAUGUAUUAAAACUUAUUGAGCUUCUAAAAUAAACCGUGUUUAUUAUAGA